Molecule: messenger RNA, 19650 nt
Organism: Pelobates cultripes (western spadefoot toad)
Lineage: Eukaryota; Metazoa; Chordata; Amphibia; Anura; Pelobatidae
Source: the annotation of a GenBank genome assembly
GGUGGAUAUGUGGAAAAAGAAACGGAGGAGGUGAACUCAACAGCUCUGCUAGAACUUCUCUGGCCGAAUCUGAUGGAGAUCAAUUCGAACGUUGGGACUAUGCGCACAAGAUUCUAAUAGCCCCUGGUGAGUUACUAACAAAAUGGAUACAUGAUAGCUAGUCGGUAACUGCCGAAACUGUCUUUAAAGCAGCACGCACUUUGAUACAAAGUACAGGAGUUUUACUAGCUCUCAGCGGUCAGUCAGCUGGCAAGGAAGGGGUUAAGUUAUCUAUAUAGUUUUGUGUGUGUGUCUGUCACUGAUUCCAACCUUUGAGAACUUUGUGCAAUAAGGGGGAGUCCUUGGGUUAGCUUGUAUUGAGAGACUCUGUACAACAAAGCAUUGUUCUCCGUGGAAGGUUUUUAUGAAGGAGGGGGAGGCCAGUUAUAACUUGAAAUCGCUCUAAAAGUGCUGGAGACGUGUAUGGGCAUUUCUCUGAAUAAAUCUAGCUUUCUCACAGUGGAAUGAGGUCUUAUUUGUCUUGAGAAGUGUUCAGAAUGUGCUGUCCAACAGUUAUGUUCAGAACCCAUUUGUGAAGUGCCAGAUGUAAUCCUGUCCUAUCACAGAUGGGAGACCAGCAUUUAACUCAUCGGGUGCCAAAAUGAGCACACAGUGUAUGUAUGUGUGUAUGGGGGAACGUGUAUGCAAGUGGUUGGCACUGAUAUGGUUAAAGUAGUUGAAUUUCUGCAAAAGCUGACUUUUCAGUGCCAUUAAUGCAGUUGUCUGCUGUAACCCUCUUGGGGCAGCUCAGCAUCAUCUCACUGUUUUUUUUCCUGAGAACUAAAUAACUUUUUUUCCCCCUUUCCCUCCUUUGAUUUAUUGUUAUUGAGAGGCAAUCGCUGAGAUGUAGUGCUUGUAGACAGAAAGGUGACAUUUUGAAGUAAUGCUUCUGCCUACAGUAAUCAAAGCUGCGAAAAUCCUCUCUAGAUGGGAAUAGGCUGUGCUGUUGUUUAAAGGAAGUUCUGUUCCUGAUUGAUAGGUGACAUCAGACAGGUAGUGACUUCACAUUCAAUGAGUUGAUGGUCACAUUGCCACUUUUCCCUAGAGGUGCCCAUACAGCAUGCUUCCUGCAGGGCAGGCUGAAUUCCCAUAAGCUUCAUUUUUUUUAUUUAUUUAGGUAAGCUAUGGUUUCCUUGCACACAGACACCAGUGACCUUCCCAAGAGGGUAGGGACAGCAGGAUGAUAAAUAGUACAACGUUUCCAAUCUCUUGCUGCUAGGCCACCAUUUUAUUCCCCUGUCCCUGAUUUAUGAGCCAGUAAUUGUGAGAUUAGUGCAGUCUGACUGCAGGGCACAUGAUUUUUUUUUCCUCCUGACUGUAGAUGUAGCUCACACAGAGGCCACACCUGUGUAUACACAAAAUGUCCAUGGGAAAAUUGCUGGGGCAGAACUGCUAAAGCAGUGAGAGAGAUCUCGAGAACUGUGCACACAUGCAUGGCUGUUUAGUAUACUCUGCACUGUACAGAGUUAAAUUGCAAAACGGAGGCAAAAAUUGCUGAUCUUGAAUAUUUCUCUUACUCCUCUUUAGUCACAGCUAGGCUCUUUAUUUUGCCUCGGUUACGUAAUUCAGAUUUUAGUUUGGUAUAAUUCCCAGUUUAGUAAAUAACACUGGUUUAUUCAAAAGAGAGUGUAUUGAAAACAGAAAUUGUGAAAAAUAGCAAUGCUAUUCUCUAAACUGCAAUCUUUAGGCAAAGUAAAAUGGAAUUACAAAAAAAUUCACAAGUCUGUUAUGUGUCUAGCUCUGCUUAUUUUAAUCUUAAAUUUACAAUUUAGAAUAGGAUAAAACAGGUAAGAACUGACUUGGCUCAAAAUAGAUCAUUUGAAACCAUUCCUUGAUUUAUCUCAUUUUCAAAUCUGUAAUAUUUUUAUGCUUUGGUUCUUAUUCACCGUUCGUAGUUGCAUACAUAGCUGAAAAGAGACCUGCAUUCAUCAGGUUCUGCCUUCCUCACAGUUAACUGUUUAGUGGAUAAACCCGAUUGGAUAUCCUGAGGUUUAAAUAAAUGUAUGUCAAAGACAAUUGUUACUUUUUAACUUAAUGCUAAUAAUAUAUAAAUAUACUGUAAAUAUCUGUGCCCCCGCAUAGCACACAAUCUAUCGAGUAUGUUAUAAAGAGACAAAAUAAUUACACAUUUUUAUACAAGGAUGAUAAGCAGGUUAGAGUUGCAGAUUUUAUUACAGAUUUGACCAUUUUGGCCUAAAAUUGGGAUUUGCCUUGCUAUUUCAUUACAUUUGACAAUUUAGUGAAUAUACCUCUAAUUGUUUUAUCUAUAUAUUAUGAUUGAGAUAUAUAUUCAAAAUUACACACGCACAUACAGAUAUAUACAAUUAAUAAGGCAGUGGCAAAUUUUGGUUACAAUAAACAAACUGGAAGUGUGCUCUAAGUUGUCAAGUUCCACACAUCUGAUAUUCUAUCCUAAAAAAUGGCCCUAAUUGAUUCGCUACAGUUCUCAGUUUAGUGAAUCUGAGUCAUAAAAAAGACACAUUGGCAAUUACAUAACACCACCAGAAAAACUGAAUUGAGUUUUCUCUGUGUUUGAAGCAUGUCCUAAAAAGAUAUUUGAUUAUCUUCUAUGGAAAUAUAAUUUCUCAUUCGGUGUACACAUACCUAGGAUAGCGAGAUCCACCCUGUUUUCCUGAAUUCCCCAAUUUUGCAAGCUGAUAGACAGGAAAAUAAAAGUUCUGCCUUGCAGUAUGUAGCAUUCAAAUGCUGCAGGAGCAAUAUCAAUAUCACCCCCUAACAGUCUGGGAUUUAGGGUUUAUCCAGUUGUGUCUAAGGUGUUUUUAUAAAAAAAAAAAACACCUUAGACACAAUAGGGCAAUCCCUAAAUCCUGGACUGGUAGGUAGGGGGUACUUGAGGACUGGGUGGGGAACCCCUGGUGUAGCACAUUAGGGCAUUACUGAAAAAGUCAUGAAUUAUUUUAAAAGUUUAUACUAGGUAUAUUUGUUUGUAUAUUUGAAUAGAUGAUAAACAUUUAUAGGAGUACUUGACUAGAAGGAAUUAUCUUGUAGUGAUUGGAAAAGGGUUAAUAAACAUUGACAUAUAAACACGGGUUUGUUUGUUUGAUUGAUAUGAAACUGGAAUGGAAAAAAUGAGAUAAGGCGUCUCUUUGGUGCUUUUUAAUAAGGGGUCACUGUAUGAAUUGUUUGGGGUUUUCUUUCCCUGUAUUCCUGGCAAUGGUUUCGGAGUGAUAUAGAGUAUUCUAGGCGUAUGCUUGUCUCAGAGGUCUAUAAUCUUCCAGCAGCCACAUGGCUCCCAGGGCCCCUUUUUGAAAGCGUGGAUUUCGCUUUGCUGUGCCAAGAGAAAAAUAGUUUUGCGAGCAGCUCCUGCCCUGGUCCUCCACCCCUCCCUACACACACAGGGAGGCGGCAGCAGGAGUGUGAUGUGGCUGUCCCAGAAAUUGGGGGAGGGGAAGGGGAGAGAGUGAAUUUAGACUGUUUUGGGAAGAUAGAAGGAUGCAAGACCACCAUGCAAGACACAUUCCCAAUACUAUUCCAAGAUUUCUCCCUAAAGCAGUGAUAUACCAAAAACCAGAGUUUUUAAAAGAUUUAUUAUGGCUCACCACAAACUUUCCAGGCUGAGUAAAUCAAUUGAACUUUGUUUCAGACAUAACAAUGUGUCUGCCUGUUACUGUCAUAGGGAUUCUCUAGUAUUGGGAUCCCUAUAACUAAUUGCUGAGUGUUGGUGGAUUCCUGUGGGACAUGUGAUGUUUAAAGUUAUAGAGCCUGCACUAGGACACAGAGAAGGGAGGGGGCGCCUGUAGGGUGUAGUAAAUGGUCAGGUUUGCAGAGCUGUGCAGUGGGGGUUGCUGGCUCUGAUCCCAGUGGAUGGGGGCUGGGAAUAGUGCUUUAGAAGGGGAGUGUGCUGAGAAAGCAUGGGAGGCUCUUUUAGGGUAGUUUGAAGAAAGGAAAACUUUUAUUACCUAUGCAUAGCUCCUAACAAAGAAAUCUAAAUCCUUGUUACUCGAUCUGUGCUGUAUUGGGCCUCCCUGAACAAUGGAAAGGGAUAGAUGCCUAAUUGCAACAUUAACCUUUUCAGUACAGAGAACGAUGGCUUUACUAAAAAACAAAAGGCUAAGCUGUUGAAAGGGUCAAUCUCCAUGCUUUCUUAAAGAACCCAAAGCACUUUAUUUAGAUUGACUCUGCUCCGGCACUAAGACAAAGAAAAUGUGUACUACAGGUCUAGCUACUGUAUGAGCCCCAGGGUAGCACAAAAUUCAGGAUGAAUCUUUCAUUGCCCAAUAUGGGCUCAAAAAAUAAAGUAAUACAAAUGACCAUUAUUUUUUGAAGAUUGUAUAUAAUGCAAAUUAUUUUUUCCCAUACCCAUGACAGUACUAUGCAGUCAAGUAUGAUAAUGUUUCUCUCUAAGCCUUCAAGAGCCCAAAUGUUGUUAGAGUUUAUGAUUUUAGUAGUUAACAUGUAACCAAACAUGGCAUCCAGAACACAACGCGAUGGGGUUUACUCACUAAACAUGCAACUGUAGUAAAAUGAAAACCAAAAUUCAAAAUUUAAACUAACAUAGUCACACCAUGGCUAUAGCUCAAUUUCAGAAUGUUUUCAUAUCUGCUGUUUUUGUCUUAAUGUUGCGGUUCAUAUUUCAUUUUGAUAACAUUUGCAGUUUAGCGAAUAACCCCCAAAAUGUAAUUUAUUCUGAAAAAUUAUAUUCAGUAAACUAGGAGUUUUGAGAGAAAAAAAAAAAGAGAAAUUGAAUAAAUAUUUGAGUGGGAGAGGGCUUCCAGUUUGGCUGUUUUCUUCCUAAAAUGCUAAUUUCUUUUCUGCUCCUGGUUUUAUAAAUAACCACCUGGAUUUCAACAUGCAGGACUGUAGGAGUUGGUGAUCAGCACUGUAAGGAAUAGAACUUUCCAGUCUACAAUGAAUUUAAAAAUGAGUAUAUACUUUUUUGGCAGGGGGGAUGGGGGGAUCUGUAUGGUUGUAAUACACUUUUUUUUUUCUGUGUGCCCAAAUAAGGGAAAGCUACUUCUAUACUAGAGAACUAGUAGUUUUCUUGUUGCUAGGAUAACAAAUAAUUGAUCGCUUACCCUGAGCUGUGCUUUUAUUGAUCUGUUUAUACAUAUAGCAACUUCUUUUUAUUGUUUUUGUUUGUUUUGAAAUAAGUAAACAUGGGUAAAAAAAGCCUGCAGCAGCCAGCAGGGAAAAAGAUGAUUUAAAAAUUAGUAAAAUUUUUUACUAAUAUUGGCGUUCUGUAUAUUUGUUAACCAUUAAAACACACAAACACAUUUUAAAAUUUUAGAACAGACAUUCCAUUUGCAAGGGGGUUGCUUAAGGGGUAUGUUGGGGGGUACAUAAGAGGAUUUAAUUAGCUGACUGCUGGUAGAAUAAUAAACUAAUGAAAAUACCAUGCAGAACUCUUAUGAAUUUCUGUGUAUGUUUCAGUGAAUAAAAAGCUCUCAGCUAUAAAAUGUUAUAACUAAAAUCGACUUUAACAAGGUUAACAAGACAUUCGCAAUAGAAGAUAUCUCAGUGUGAAAGUUAUAUUAAUUAUAUAAACAGAAUUGAAUCAAUAAUGUAAAAGAAUAGGUCUACUUAUUAGAUGAAGCUUUUUUUAAUUUGUUUUAUUGUUGGACAACCAACUUUGUUAAAUUUAGCCAAGAAGCAGAGUUUUAGAAAUUCUACCAAUAUGGAUCGGUUAUAUUUUUUUAGUUUUAGCUUAACUAAAUUGCAUUAAAUGUUGAAAAUCCAUUGUAAUUUCUAGCUGUACACAUAAACAUUUUAAAUUGGGAGGUAUGUGUGAAAAGGGGCAUUAUUGGGGUAGUGUAUGAGUUUACCUACUAGUAGUAGGUGCCAAAUGGUUAUACAGUUUGUUUGUGAGCUGUACAUGUAGAGUGUGUGCGUCCAGGUGCCUCAAACAAACGUAGGUAUAUAUAAUCUGGUUUAGCUAUUUCUUUGGACCUUUCACAAACCUUAAUAUUUACUGUAUGUACGAUACACACAAACAUACAUACAGUAAAUAUUACCCAGGGUUCAAUAUUUCAGCUAGCCACUGGCAAGUGGAAAUUCAUCAUUUUGAUUUGACCCAAGAGAUGGAGCCUGGGUACAAAUAAUACAGUGGCCUUUUUGAAAAUUCUAGUUGUUAUGUGGUAUACAGAUUAUUCUCAACCUACAUUUUUUUUUUAAAUCCAAUUCUACUGGUUUGGCCUAAAGACUGAAAAAAUACCACUCUAAGUUACUAACUGUUCAAUCUUUAAUAAAUACUUCUAUUAAUCUUGCCAUGCAUGUGUUGUACCUAUGUAUCUAUAGAUUUCUAGACAUAAUUACAAUAAUAAAAACAAUCAGAAGUUGAAUUCCAGACUUGCCACAACAGGUAGCCCCAAAGUCUCCCACGUGCCAGCCACCUCCUCUGCAUUCUUUUCUGAAUUGUUCCAGAAUACAUGGAUAAAAUUAGAGAGGAUGCAGGGUGAGAGUGCAGGUGUGUUCAGGAUUUAUUUUGUUUGCUCACCUGUGCAGAUACCGAAUGUAGGAGAGAAUAUGUGCAUUUGUACUCUAUAUGUAAAUCCAUUGCUAGCUAUUAACUAACACUUUUCCAACAAUGACCUUUAUUUGUAAGAAUCUUCUCAGUAACAGAAAGCCUGUAACGGAACAUGGGAAAUCAGUAGCCUCAGUUUUGACAGAAAAUGUGUGAAGCACACUUCUCUAAAUGCAAUAGGAAGUUAUUAAAGUCUACACAGGAAGCUUGGAACAUACUAUUGUCUUCUUAGAUGAAACUGAUGUGUACACUGCAUUCAUUUUAGUUGACUUCUAAAGCAAAAUGAGUUAUACCAGUGAUAUUAUAUCAACCCUGAUACUCAGGGCUUUCUGUUCAUAUUAUUGUAGGUUUAACAUAUAUAUUUAAUUUAGAUAAAAUAGAAAUAUUUCUAUUAUUUAUAUGUUCAAACAUGUAUUGAGGUAAAAAUGCAAAAAAAGUAUUCCAAAUUAGUAUGUAGGAACUUUUAUCUGUGGAAAAGGACAGAUUUUUAUUUGAUACCACGGAAAAUGUGUUGCACAGAAAACUGUAUUUGCUAAUUUUUGCCUAGAAUAGACCAGCAUGGAAAAUAGAUUACCUGAUUUAUUUUUAUUUAUUUUAUUUUUCAUUUAGAAAAUUCUAUUUUCAUUCAAAGGAAGACUAUAGGGUCAGGAACACAAACAUGUAUCCCUGACCCUCUAGUGUUAAACAUCCUAUUUAGCUUCCUUGUUCACUCUUGCCUCCCAUAAAUAUAGUAAAAACAUACAUUAUUUCCAGUGCCGGGCGGGUCAACUGGUGCUGGUUCCGUCCCAGAUUCGCCUCCUUGGCUGAUAUUAUCAGAAGAGGAGGGAUGAAACCAAACAGCACCCUUGCCAAUCAGCAUUGACUCAAUGCAGCUCUAUAAGGAAAAUUCAGUUUCUCCAUGCAGAGGGUGGAGACGCUGAACGUUGGUGCUGCACAUUGUGCAACAGUGCCCCAGGAAGCACCUUUAGUGGCAGUCUAGGUGUUCCUAGGGAGCAAUGAAAACCUUUGGUUCAAAACAAAAAGUAUGCAGGGACAGUCUAUAGACACCAGAACAAUUACAUUAAGCUGUAGUUGUUCUGAUGACUAUAGUGUCCUUUUAACUUGGGUCUGUUUGCUUUCUGAAGUCCCAGGGGAAGUGAUACAUUGUGAGCCAAUUCCAAUCUUUUACUGUGCAUUUAGAAAACACUAGAACACUGUGCACUAGAUAUCAUGUUUCAUUUUCACAACCCUAUGUGAAGAAGUUAUGAACCCUCUGUGUGCUAGUAAUGUUGUGUGAUGGAUUGCUCACACUACCAUCAAACAGAUUUAAUGCUAGUAGCAGCAAUAGUAGUGUGUUUAUAAAUAAAUUGUAGUUGAAUAUACUCUGCAUUGGCAUCACCUCUAGCACUCUGCUUGUUUUUCACAACAGUUCUUUAGAAAGAGAAAUCUCUACCCAGGAGAUCUCAAAUAUGAACACACUUGUAUAUUUGAUGGAUUUUAUUGUAUUAUUAAACAAGCCAAUGUCCUGGAUUUACUUUCAAUUUACUUUCGUCUCUGUACAAGCCAUAUACUUUUACAUACUAUGCGGUGUGUGUGUGUGUGCCGUGACACACACUCACACACACACACACACACACACACACACACAAAUAUGUGUGUGUGUAUAUAUAUAUAUAUAUAUAAAGUGGAAAAUGCAGGCUGCACUCACGGAAUUUUGAAUUCAAUAGUGUUUAUUUCAUCAAACAAGUAGAAAAAAAUCAAUGUUUUGGUCCGCACAGGGAUCUUCCUUAGGAUCAAGUGAUAAAUGGCCCCAUGUUGAAAUGCUUGAUUUUUCCCUGCAAAUACCCGAAAGCCGGGUCAUUCGGUACUUUCCCUAUGUGAGCAGUGUUACCCUAGAUAGCUAUGCCAUGGAGCCCAUUCGUAUAAUGAAAGACUAUGUGAAAGACUUUGGCUCCAUGGCAAUUGAACUGUAUGUAUGUGAUCUGAGCACCAUUCAGUAUUAAUGUGCGCUCAGAUCUAAGCUAUCUGGGGAUAUGUUGAAUGUACCUAUUUUAUGUAAUAGCUGCACAGUUAUAUAUUUUUAUGUAGUUUAUUGUAUUUUGCUACCAUGUGGCUAAUGGAGUUUUGUCUCUGUCCUUGGAGAUAAUUGGAUUACUUCCCAAUUAUCUCCAGGAUAGAAGACUCUGUGGAACUGAUUUUCAGCAGAAAAGCCAUGCUUCAUUUGGUCACAAAGGACUUUGAUCUCACUUUUGACCCACUGGACCAAUUUGUAUGUUUUUGACUUAGGUUUGUUUUUGGAGUAUGCGGAUUCUGAAAAUGUUUUAUAUGAAUGUGAUGCAUACUUUUAAAGUUAUGAAUAUUGUGUAAAACUGUGUAUUUUCCUGCCUGUGAUAAUUAUAUUAACCCAUUGUGUAAGGUAAUUGUUUCACAGGCAGAGGGGAGGAUAUUGUGUGGGAGUGUCUAAGUGUAUUGUACGUGUUUAUUGGUUGUUUUACAAAUCCCUGUGGGUGGUACUAAUGUGUAAGAAUGUGUAUAUAAGAACAAUAAACCCACAGCUCUGUCAGUUCUACUUCACCCUCAAUUUGGAGUGCCAUCUCUUAUUGGUGGAAUCUGCUACAAUGGAUUACUAUUUUCGGCAUACUCUCUUGCUAUAUUCACUGCUAAGCUCUUGUAAGAGCUUGUUCCUGUUUUGCUCUCUGGAGGAGUCUACGGUGGUUAUGCAGUGCUUGGAGUCCUCAGGAAGCGCUUGGAGCAUCCUUCAACGGAGGUACCCAGUCGGGGUGCCAGGUGAUCCGUUACACACAGUUUGUUUGUUGUUUUAUGCUAAUGUGUUAUGUUCCCAAUUCAUGGGAAUUGUGAUAGAAAAGUGAGGUUGGGAUUGAAAAAGUGAAAUCUGACUUUUCUCAGGUUUUCUGUUCUUCUUGUAUUCCUAAGAAUAGUUUGCAGAAGCAAGUGAAUUCCUUGACCUAGUUUAUGUGAAGAAUUAUGAAGGUUAUUCCAGUUUCCUUACAUCAGGAUUUCUAAAGUUUGUAAUCACAAUCUUAAUUUACAAAUAUCCCACCGGAGGAAUGUGCAUCUAAAUAAUUGACUAAGCAAGUGAUUAUUCUAGGUAUACAGACAGAGACUCUGUUAAUCCUUUGAGCUGCAUUCUUUCAAAUACUGUAUAUACUCGAGUAUAAGAUGAGUUUUUCGGCACAAUUUUUGUGCUGAAAACCCCCCACUUAUCUUAUUCUCGAGUGAGUGUCUGUAUUAUUGCAACUUACAUUGCCAUAAUACAGACCAGGAUCACCGGGUUCAUUACAAGCCUGGCGGUCCUGUUGGGGGCUGGCAGGAAGCGUUUACUUACCUUUCCUGCAGCUCCUGUCAACUCCCUUCUCUCUCCUCCGGUCCGGUCAGCUCCCUUCUCCUCCACUGUAAGUCUCGCAAGAGCCGCGGGGUCAGAGCGUUGCCACGGGUUAUCAUGGCAACACUCCGCGCAGCAGUCACACCGCGGACCGGAGGAGAGAGAAGGGAGCUGACAGGCUGACAGGAGCUGCAGGAAAGGUAAUUAAACGCUUCCUGCCAGCCCCCCUCCUACACAGCCAAUGCCACUGGACCACCAGGGAAUGAGAGCCCCCAUGUAUCAAGCUUGGAGGGGGGACAAAAAUAAAUAUAAAUAAAAAUUUAAAUAAUAUAAUAAAAAUAUUAAUAAUAUUAAAAUAAAAAUAAUAAUAUAAAAAAAUAAUAAUAUUAAAAUAAUAAUUAAAAAAAAUAAUAAAAAUUUCCAGCCCCCACCAAGGUUACACACACUGCAUUCAUACACACACUGCAUUCAUUAUAUACACAAAAUAAAUAUUCAAUUAAUGUAAUUUUUUGGGGUUCUAAUUCUAUUUAGAAAUUUACAAGUAGCUGCUGCAUUUCUCACCCUAGUCUUAUACUCGAGUCAAUAAGUUUUCCCAGUUUUUUGGGGUAAAUUUAGGGGUCUCGACUUAUAUUUGGGUCGACUUAUACUCGAGUAUAUACGGUACAUUUUUUGAAAGAGCGGUCAAAGAGGCAAGAUGCCUUAAAAAAAAUUAAAAUUAAGCUAUGGUUCAAACUUUGGCAAUCUUUCACUUUCUCCAUAAAAAAAAAAAAAAAGGCUGGUGUGAUAGGCUGAAACAACACAUCCAAACCCAUAGCUUGAUUCACAUCUUAUUAUAAUCAGUUACCCAAUUUAGUUCUAUUACUGGAACACAUCCACAAACGAUUCUGCUUUGCUGUUUCUCCUGUGAAGCUCAUUCACAGUAUCCAAAUAACAGACGGCAGUUAUUUAGUGACUGUUCAUGCUGUACACAGCAACUCUUUUGUUUUCCCUUUACAUAUACACGCUUUGGGCAAUUUGUUCCACUGGUACAGAGUUUUGCAGAAACCAGUACAUUUCUGUUCUGCGUGCAAAAUAUUAUAAUGUAACAAAACACUUUUUUUUUUGUUACGUCUCCAAUAUGAAGCAGUUACAUAAGUUCCUUUAUCCACGUUAUUACUAUGUUUACUUGUCGGGAAAUCGGUAAUGGUGCAAAUUAAUGGCAACCUAUUCUCUGCAAGUAUUUAAAUCUGCUGGUUUGCAGUAAUGCGCUUCAAAGUACAUAAAGACAUAGAGUCCUCCCGUUUGUAUAAAAAUAGUAUGGAAACCUUUCUUUAAGGGCACUGUAGCUAAGGGGUAAGUAACCUUUGCAUUCUGAAUAUUUUUGGAUAGCAACUUCAUUCAUCUUCUGUCAGCAACUGGUUGACAUGCAAGUUUCCUAUUCUAGUUGUAGAUGAUGCUAAUCAAGUUUUUCACAGCUGCAGUUCAGUGCAGUUAUAGAUAACCUCCUGACAUUGCAAACUAUAUAUCCCAUGAUGCUCACUGGCCACUUGGCAAAUAUAGUCUAAUAUAGUUUCUGCACUGAAGGUUAACGAUCACUGGUGUACUACAAAAUAUCUGUAUAGAAAAUAUGACUUUUGAUCCAAUAACAUUUUACACUAAAAAUCAUAUGACUUAAACCAUCCCUGAUUCAUUUUUUUUGUUGUUGUCAUGAAUAUAGAAAACUAGACCUUUUUUGUCAAAAUGUAAUUUACAACAAUGUAUCUUAUUUACACAUAUAUUUUUUUUUGUAGGCUAAAGACACAUUACAAUAAAGGAACAUGAUAGGGCCAGGAACACUAACAUGUAUUCCUGACCAUGUAAUGUUUAAAGGACCACUAUAGACACCCAGACCACUUCAGCUUAAUGAAGUGGUCUGGGUGUCAGGUUCAUCUAGGAUUAACCCUGCCUGCUGUAAACAUAGCAUUUUCAGCGAAAUUGCUAUGUUUACAUUAGGGUUAAUCCAGCCUCUAGUGGCUGUCUCAUUGACAGCCACUAGAGGCGCUUCCACGCUUCUCACUGUGACUUUCACAGUGAGAAGACGCCAGCGUUCAUAGGAAAGCAUUAAAAAUGCUUUUCUAUGGACUGACUGAAUGCAGGCACAGCUCUUGCCGCGCAUGGGCAUUCAGCCGAUGCCGUCCAAAGGAGGAGGAGAGUCCCCAGCAUCGAGGGAGCCCGGCGCUGGAGAAAGUUAGGAAUUUAACCCCUUCCUCCAACUUCAGCAUGGUGGGAGGGGGGACACAUGAGGGUGGGGGCACCCUCAGGGCACUGUAGUGCCAGGAAAAGCCACCAUCUAGCACCACCCUCCCUUCUCCCCUAAAUAUAAUAAAAUCUUACUUUUAUUUCAAUCUGCUGCUGCUGGCUCUGCCCCUGAUCUGCCUGCUUGGCAGACAUCAUAAGAAGGUAUGAUCUGAGCCAAUCACAAUGCUUUCCCAUUGGAAAGCAUUGGAUUGGCUGAUAUUGUCAAUAAAGCUAGUACACUCCAAACACAGCCCUGGCCAAUCUGCAUCAAUCAAUGCAUCUCUAUGAGUAAAGUUCAGUGUCUCCAUGCAGAGGGUGGAGACACUGUCAGUGCAGGAUGCAACUCUAGUAGCCAUCUGGGGAGAAGCCAGUAGAAGUAGGCUGUAAUGUAAACACUGCAUUGUCUCUUUAACCCCUUAAGGACUGAGCCAAAUGUACACGUUGUGAACAAAACAAAACGUAAACAAAACCUGGCAUUUGCGCUAUAUAUCUGUUCAACCGUAAUUCACCUCUUUCAUAUUAAAUGCACCCACCCUUAUUAUAUAUAAUUUUAUUCAGGGGAAACAGGGCUUUCAUUUAAUAGCAAAUAUUUAGCUAUGAAACAUAAUUUAAUAUGAAAAAAAUGGGAGAAAAUAAGAAAUGUUAUUUUUUUUAGUUCUACAUGACAUUUUAACUGUCAAUGUCAUAAUACUGUUUGCUUUUACUGCAAUAAAAUACACAUAUUUGUAUUCAGCAAAGUCUCAUGUGUAAAACAGUACCCCCUAUGUACAGGUUUUAUGGUGUUUUGGGAAGUUACAGGGUCAAAUAUAGCACAUUACAUUUGAAAUUGGCAUUUGCCAGAUUGGUUACGUUGCCUUUGAGACUGUAUAGUAGCCCGGGAAUGAAAUUUACACCCAUAAUGGCAUACCAUUUGCAAUAGUAGACAACCCAAGGUAUUGCAAAUGGGGUAUGUCCAGUCUUUUUUAGUAGCCAUUUGGUCACAAACACUGGCCAAAGUUAACAUUAGUAUUUGUUUGUGUGAAAAAUGCAAAAACCACCAAUUUUGGCCAGUGUUUGUGACUAAGUGGCUACUAAAAAAGACUGGACAUACCCCAUUUGCAAUACCUUGGGUUGUCUACUAUUGCAAAUGGUAUGCCAUCAUAGGGGUAAUUUUCAUUGGGCUACCAUAGGGUCUCAAAGGCAACGUAACCAAUCUGGCGAAUUUUAAUGUGAAAAAAAUGAAACACAAGCCUUAUAUUUGAUGCUGUAACUUUUGAAAACACCAUAAAACCUGUACAUGAGGGGUACUGUUGUACUCGGGAGACUUCGCUGAACACAAAUAUUUGUGUUUUAAAACAGUAAAAAGUAUCACAGCAAUAAUAUCGUCCGUGUAAGUGCUGUUUGUGUGUGAAAAAUGCAAAAAACUUCACUUUUACUGGUGAUGUCAUCGUUGUAAUACAUUUUACUGUUUUGAAACACACGUAUAUAAUUAUGUAUAUAGAUAUAUAUAUUAUUUCGUUCUACAUGUAUUUUGAUAUAAAUAUAUAUUAAUAUCACAAUACAGUUAGAACGAAAUAACACACAUCUAUAUAUUUUUUAAUUAUUUAUUUAUUUUAUUUUAUUUUUUAACGUAUUUAAAUUUUUUUUAUAUAUUUUAUAAAUAUAUAUAUAAAACAAUAAAUAAAUAUAUAUAUAUAUAUAUAUAUAUAUAUAUAUAUAUAUAUUGUAAAAUACACCUAGACAGUGUAUGUGUGUGUUUGUGUGUAUGUGUGUGUGUGUGUGUAUAUAUAUAUAUAUAUAUAUAUAUAUAUAUAUAUAUAUAUAAUCUAAGUAUAUUAUUUUUUUUUACACUGAUUUUAAUUUAAUUUAAUUUAAUUUAAUUUUAUUUUAUUUCCAGCCAGAAGGGGGACUGUCAUUACAGGCAGCCAGCUAACCCGGCCAUGUGAUUGUGAGGUCCUUGCAAGGAACUCACUCUUACAUGGUCUUGGGGGGAUCCCAGGUGAGUCUCUCCAACCGCGAUCGCCGACGUGGGAUCGCCGGCGACCGUGUAAGUAAGAAAAACUGGAGGGCGUACUAUUACGCCCUGCAGCGUUUAGAGCCGCUUAGAAUAAGGUGUACUAGUAUGCCCUCCGGUUUUAAGAGGUUUAAAAAACAGUGUUUACUGCAAACUGUCUGACGGGAAUGAUUUUACUCACCAGAACAAAUACAAUAAGCAGUAGUUGUUCUGGUGACUACAAGUAUUAUUGCUGUGGAGCUCUGUUAUACAAUCAGGCACACAAACUAAAUGAAGCUCCUAGAAAAGAGGGACAUUAGGAUGAAAAGAGGUACAGAGGGAUUAAGGCCCAAAAUAGGGACAUUUCCUCCUAAAUAGGUACGCUUGGGAAGUAUGGAUCACUGUUGCUGUUUUUACGUCUUCAUUUUUGAAGUGCCAGAAUGUUAAAAUAUUUACUUAGCUGCCUCUGCUAUGCUGUUAAAUUGUUGAUCAUGGUAGUGCUAAAGAGUUGUGAGAAGAAGGAGAGUUUAGAAUAGAAUAUUUAUUGAAAAUUCCAAUUCAUUUAAAAGAUACCAUAAGACAGUGAAGGUAUUAUGUUUAAACUCAUGGUAACAUCAUUGGCUUAGAACCAAAAAAAACAGAUUCAUAUCCCAGUCAGAUAUGGCCUGUAAGUGUCCCUUGGCUUGACACCUUAUGGUAUAUAUCUACCUACCUCAAAUUCUCAUAGAUUGAAAGCUUGUUUAGCAGUUGCCUCUUCUCCUCUUCUAUAAUUGUAAAGUGCUGCAAUUUGGAAGAACUAUACAAAUGCUAAUAAGAAUUACUUUCUUUUAUGUGGGAGCUGAUUUAAAGUGAUCAAAAGGCAAUCUCCAAUUAGUUUCCACCUGCCUUACUAUUUCCAAUCAUCUGUCAUUUACAAUGGCUGAUAAAAACAGGCAUUCUCUCAAAAUAGAUAUAUUCUCAAGUGAUGCACAUUUGAUGCACAAUGACCACCCAUGGGAGCUUCCAUAGACCCCUGUUAUGACGAUGUAGCGUCUGGUGGCACUGCAGAUGAGGUAGUUCAGAAGAUCAAAGGGACGCUAUAGUGCCAGGAAAACCAACUUGUUUUCCUGGCACUAGAGCUCCCAUCCCAUGGUGCAGAAGGGGUUAAAGCCCCCUUCUGUCACUUACCUUAGUCCAGCGCAGAUGUCCCUCGAUGCUGGCUCAGGUCCGCCUUCGCUCCUCUCCUACCAACUUCUGCUGGCGGGGAAGACCUAAUGAGCAAUUUGCGUCAAUGUCCAAGCUCACAGUAGGAUUUUCACAUUAUUAUAUAAUGCAUAGCGUGAGGACGUCCAGCAUCACUUAGGCAACCAAAAAUCACCUACACCACUUAACCCUGCAAGUUAACCAUGAAAGGUAAUUAUUGUAGUUUUUUUUUAAAAAUGGCAAAUAUUAUCUUUGCAAGGUUAAGAGUACCGGGACAGUGCACCCAGACCAUUUCAAAGAGCUGAUGUGGUCUGGGUGCCUAUAGUGUCCCUUUAAUGUACAUGGAGGAAAAGAUUUAGCUGAGUAUUUCUCCUUUCCCACUUUCCGUCCUGGCAGCAACAUACUAGUGGAUACAUCACCUUGUGGCUGAAAAAUUUACAGAUACAAGAAGUGACUACGUGAGUUUAAACACUUGGUGCUAACAUUUUAAAUAAGUCUUUCUAAACCUUUCAAAAAAAGAAAAAAAAUAGAUAAACUAGUCUCCUCUUUUGGGGACAAUUUUUUAUUUUUUUUUUAAAAGCAAGAUUAUAGCCAACAUGUUAAAAUCUUUACAAUAAAAGCAUGACUGAUCUGGUCCUGGCUGCCAAAACAAUCAUUGUAUGACAUUCACCAUUAGUCAGUUGAUUUAAUACAUCUGUCUACCUUGGAGAUGUACAAAAGGUUCUAUAUUAUUCCAUUAAGCCUUGGCAGAGCACAGCAUGGACCAUGAACUGGUUAAUCACCAAUCUUUUAAAAACGUUAAUUUAGUUUGAGACUAAGCCUGACACAAAAAUUAGGUGAAUGGUAUGAAUCAUAUUCCUCUAAGUUCAAUUUAAUAUUUGAAGCUUUUUUUUCUAAGUAAUUGCAAGGGCAACAUUUGUCUUAACAUGUAAUUCUAAUUUACCCCCUACAGCAAACAUUUUCACUUCUUUUCUUUCAUGUGCUGAGCGCUACAUCAUUAGCAGACUGUCUUUGCCACUUGAAAAAAAUAUAUUUUUUCUUGUGAUACACAGCCUCCUGGCUACAAUAGCAGAUCCACAUAUCAAUCCCUUCACAAUUUAACAAUAUAUUGUAUUUUUUAUUUAAAGCCUCACAAGCACGGAGGUAUGGCGAAGGGAAAUAAGCGUGGUUAGAAUAUCUAAAUUCAAUGUGAAUAUAACAAAAACACACAAACAACAAGCUAUGUCUGCCUUUUUAACAGCUCUGCUUGAAAUGAGCAUGUAAUUUCAAAUUCUGGCAUUGGGAUAAUUUGUUACAAGCUUGGCAAACUGCAGCUGGCAGAAAUCUUGAAUUCAUCUAUGUUGUCAGUGCGGAAUUGGAAGAAAAAUAUGCCGUCCAGUCACCAAGAAUAUAUUUUUAAUAAGCUGUUUGUUUGCAUUGAUAGAUGAUUACUCAGUAUCCACUAUUUCCCACAGUCCCUGCUACAAAGUUUGUGUGUUUGUUGCGCGCAUAAUAAAUAAAUAAUAAAAAAAUAUAUAUAUCAUCUCAAUGUAUCCUUCCGGGUAAAAUAUUUUAUAAAUACGUGUGUGUGUGUGUGUGUGUGUAUAUAUAUAUAGGUGUCCUGAGUAAAGUUCACAGUUGUGAACUGAAACGUUGACCACUUGGAUUAAAUGCCUAUUUUUUCACAUUGAAGUCCUUGAGUGCUGGCUUUCUUUUUGGAGACUGUAUUUGUGUGCAGCUGAGCACCGGGCCAAGAUUUGGAGGAGAGCUGGAGUGCAAAACUCCCAUUGUAUUGUGUGUAUGUGUGUGUAUAUAUAUAUAUAUAUAUAUAUAUACAUACAUAUAUAUAUAUAUAUAUAUACAUACAUACCAGUAUGUAGAAAUAUAGGCUGCACUCACGGACUUCAAAUAAAAAAAAAAAAAAAGUGCUUUAUUCCAUAAAACAAGAAAAUCGACAUUUCGGUCCACGCACGUACCUUUCUCAGGAUGAAGUGAUUCAUCCUCAGGAAGUUCCCUGCAUUGACCGAAACGUUGAUUUUCUUGUUUUAUGGAAUAAAGCACCUUUUUUUUUUAUUUUUAUUUUUUUUUUAUUUGAAGUCCGUGAGUGCAGCCUAUAUUUCUACAUACUGGUAUAUAUCAAGAUCCCUAAAAGGACUGGCACCAUGGCAUCAAGACAGUAGGACAUUCAAGCGUGAGUGCAAGGAUAUAUUUAUUGUGUGUGUAUAUGUUUAGCAAUUUGUAGUAGUCUACAUUCCAUCAGCAACAAUGGGUUAUGUAGCAGUUAAAAAAAUGUCUUUGAUAAGGUAGCAUUUUAUUGGUCUAAUGAUAUAACAACAUCCAAUUAUGUACCUUGUGUUUUGGAGUGUAUCUCCUAUGUCUUUGAAAAUUAACACUAUAGGCACCCAGACCACUUGAUCUCACUAAAGUGGUCUUGGUGUAGUGCCCUAUCCCCUUUACCCUGCAAGUGAAAACAUUGCAGAGUUAGAGAAAACUGCAAUGUUUGCAUUUCAGUGUGAGCCACUAGAGGCACAUCCUGCUCUUUAAAGGGACACUAUAGUUACCUGAACAACUUUAGCUUAAUGAAGCAGUUUUGGUGUAUAGAACAUGCCCUUGCAGCCUCACUGCUCAAUCCUCUGCCAUUUAGGAGUUAAAUCCCUUUGUUUAUGAACCCUAGUCACACCUCCCUCCAUGUGACUUGCACAGCCUUCCAUAAACACUUCCUGUAAAGAGAGCCCUAUUUAGGCUUUCUUUAUUGCAAGUUCUGUUUAAUUAAGAUUUUCUUAUCCCCUGCUAUGUUAAUAGCUUGCUAGACCCUGCAAGAGCCUCCUACAUGUGAUUAAAGUUCAAUUUAAAGAUUGAGAUACAAUUAUUUAAGGUAAAUUACAUCUGUUUGAAAGUGAAACCAGUUUUUUUUUUCAUGCAGGCUCGGUCAAUCAUAGCCAGGGGAGGUGUGGCUAGGGCUGCAUAAACAGAAACAAAGUGAUUUAACUCCUAAAUGACAGUGAAUUGAGCAGUGAAAUUGCAGGGGAAUGAUCUAUACACUUAAACUGCUUUAUUUAGCUAAAGUAAUUUAGGUGACUAUAGUGUUCCUUUAAUAGAGUUUAACUUGUGUUUUGCAUGAGGUCGUCCAGCUUCUUCUAAAUCCCCUUACAAAAGCAUUAAUUCAAGACUAUCCUAUGGGGAAGACCUUGCCACUCAUGUGCAUUAGGUUCUUCCUCGCAAUCGAAUUGGGGGAGACAGAACAAGCGCCAAGGGAUCUUGGUGCUGGAUUAAUAUAAGUCUUUGAAGGGUUAUUUAACCCUUUUGAGUGCCGCUGGGGGUGAGGUGGGAUUGGUCGCAGAGGGACACUAAAGUGUUAGGACUACAGUGUUGUAUUUCUAACCCUAGAGUGUGCCUUUAAAUGGAUCCAACAUAAUAGGUGCCAAGCUUCUCAGUGAUUUUUAGUCUCAUUUGGUUAAAAGUCAAUCAUUAGCCAAUACAAGCAGGCAUUUCAGCUGUCAUAUCUUUUUAUCUGUUGUCAUUUCUGAGUCAUACUUGUUACCAUUGACAAAGCAUUAUUUAUUGAGAUAGUGUAUUGCAUAUAUGUUGCUUGCUAUAUUACCUAAAGUAAGCAAGAAAUUAAAAAUAUUUUAUUCACAUAAAUUGAGCUUGCAUAGCUACAGUUUUAAAAGUACCAUUUUUUUUUGUUUUUAUUUUUUUGGGAAAACUACAAUUAUAUUAUAUAAAAAAAGCGAUAAUAUUCACAUAGCUCCUCUCUUACACUGCUAUUUAUAAGCAUGCUGUCCCCCUUAACCAUUCUUCUGUGCUUUUAAAGCACUGUUUGGAAACCUUUAGAAAUAUUUUUCAUUUAACUAACUCAAAUAAUUCCUAUAGAGGAGAUUAUAUAUGUAUGUAUGUGUAUAUGUGCAAUGUUGGAUACCAAGAUUGAUACAGGGACCUCAAGACUAUUGUAGAGCUUGAGCUAUGUGAAUAUUUUCUUCCGCUGAUCAGUUUAGGUUCUAAAUGGAGUAGGUGUGGGAGGGUAGUGAGCUAGAAGAGAUAUUAUUUAUUUAAUUAAGAACAUUUAAAUAUUAUUUUUAAACCAAUGUUUAUUAAAAACACUAACUGACAUUGACAAGUUAAUUGUUUUUUUUAUAGAUUCAAUUUCAGUCAAGGUUUAGUUUGUUCAAAGUUUGAGGUUAAAAAAGUCCACAAUAGAACACACAUGCUAAAAUGAAUAACAGUUGCACCCAUGUUUUUUAGUGCUAGUUAUCUAGUUAUUUUCGUGUGUAUUAUUAUUAUUAUUAUUAUUAUUAUUAUUAAACCACUGUGUUUUCUUUGUUUUCUUUUUCAGGUGAUUACGUGUUCUUUGCUCACCAUGGGAACAUACUUGACCACGCUGCUCUUAUUGCUGCUUCUGCAGCAUUUUGUGAAGUGUGA